UUGCCAGCACGGCAGUUACUUACAAUAGUGUUAGCUUGCUAGCUAUAUUGUUAAACAUGCCCUUGGCUAGCCAACUAAAGCACGCGAAACGAGUCACCUUUAUGGGUAGCUAGAUAAGUUAGACUAAGUUGUGCUAUUUUCCAACAAUAGCUUGCUGCUAAAAAUCCCAGUACGUUGUUAAGAAGCUGAAUUUGAGGACGUCCUCAAAGAGGGAGCGACGAGCCGCGGAACAAGAAGCCCAGCUUCUAUCUCAGCUGCGACACCCGAACAUUGUGACAUACAGAGAGUCAUGGGAGGGGGAGGACUGUCAGCUUUAUAUCGUGAUGGGCUUCUGCGAGGGUGGUGACCUCUACCACAGGCUACGGCAACAGAAGGGCGAGCUGCUCCACGAGAGACAGGUGGUGGAAUGGUUUGUCCAAAUCGCCAUGGCCUUACAGUAUUUACAUGAAAAACACAUUUUGCAUCGGGAUUUGAAAACUCAGAACAUCUUUCUGACCAAGACCAACAUAAUCAAGGUGGGAGAUCUCGGAAUCGCACGAGUACUGGAGAACCAAAACGACAUGGCCAGCACUCUGAUUGGGACUCCUUAUUACAUGAGCCCGGAGCUUUUCUCCAACAAACCGUACAACUACAAGUCAGAUGUGUGGGCCCUGGGGUGCUGUGUCUAUGAAAUGGCCACACUGAAGCAUGCCUUCAAUGCAAAGGACAUGAACUCCUUGGUGUAUCGUAUAGUUGGGGGAAAGCUGCCUGAGAUGCCCAGCAAGUACAACUCUCAGCUCGGGGAGCUCAUAAAGAGCAUGCUCAGUAAGAACCCAGAGGAACGUCCGGAUGUCAAGCAUAUCCUCCGGCAGCCCUACAUCAAACGGCAGAUCUCCAUCUUUCUGGAAGCCACAAAGGAGAAAACGGCCAAAUCGAAAAAGAAGGCUCCUUGUAGCAGGCCUGGGAGUGCGGCUGCCCGUGCGCCUUUGGUGAAUUCCAAACCCCAAUGCCCCCCUCAACCCCUCUUGGACCUAAAUAAAAGGGAGAAGAUGAAGGAAGAAAAUCAGAUGAAGCAACAUCUGCCCAGCAGCAGCAGCAGCAAAGCACUUGAACCCCCGACUUCCCCACAGCGUUUAACCCCAAAACUUCAGCCAAUGGACGAACUAAAUAGCCCAGGGGCAUCCUUACUGACCAUCAGCAAUGUCGAUAUCGAUAUCCCGCCCACGAAGGAGAGGAAACACAGUAAGUCGAAGCCACUGUUGUCACCCCAGCCGGGCCAGCGGACUAUCGAUAUUCUCACCAAGCAGACCGAGGAGAGGAGGGCCAAGAAAGCAGACCCCGCCCCUUCCGAGUUACAUCAGAGGAAGCCGGCAUCGGAUGUGGCCAACAGCGCGAGAGAGGAGACGAGACUACCCAACGUCCCAGCACGGGAGGACAAUCCGCCCCAGCCUGAGCUUACAUCAGUGAAUGAUGGGACUCUGGAGCCAACGGAAGGACAGAAUAAUCUUACAAACGUGGAGGACAGAGAUGACACCAUUAAACUGCUCCAGGAAGUGGGCGCCUGGCCACAAACCCCAGAGGUGAAGCAGAACUUGGACUCAACAGAAAAACUCCUUGAGCCUUUUGUUCCUGUUGUAAUGGAGCCUGAAAGCCAGGAUCCACUCCCCUCUUCUCCAGUGCAGAAUAACCCUCAGCUGCAGCCCUCCUCCUCUGCCUCUGAGCCCUCCCUGUCACGCCAGCGCAGGCAAAGAAACAAGGGGAAGGUGCAGGAGAACCACAGCAAUCAGGCCAGUUUUACAGAAGUCCCUCCCAGGCCUCUGCCAUCUCCUCCCUGCGACACGUCUAUGGUGAAUGUGAAAAAGAAGGGCCAGGGGGAACAAGCAUACAAGGCCCAGGUUACCACGUCAUCAUCUGCCCAUAUCAGCAGCUCUGGCUCUGGGGACAGUGCCAUUACAGCACCACAGAAACGUCCGCUGUCUGCUCGAGAGCGGAGGCGGCUGAAGCAGUCCCAGGAGGACUUCAGCUACCCAGUUCUUCCUGCAUUGAGGAGUCCAUCGUGUGACAUCACUGCAGAGAGGAGGGAGUCAGACUCCCAAACUGCAGCAGUCAGAUCCUCGCCGUCUGACGGUGCAAUCAAAACAACCUUGCAGCAAGGUGGUUCGUCCCGGCGACAGUCGGACGAGGACGACUGUGGCUCAUCCACCAGCUCCACUGACCGUUCAGAGGGGGACAGCAAAGAGGGGAAGAGCGAGUCCAACGAAAUGCAGGACCUGGUUCAGCUGAUGACGCAGACAUUACACAUGGAUGCCAGAGACGUGCUGGACGGUCCAGGAUCCGCAGCACCGCCGGAGUUCAGACUGAACAGGCGCUACAGGGACACCCUGGUCCUGCACGGCAAGGCCACAGAGCAGCAGGAGGGAUUCCGCUUCAAUGAAUUUCCCUCAGACUCUCCCUCUGGCCCUGCAAAGAUCAGAAGAGCGAUUGAAUAUUUACGCACUGACGUGGUGAAGGGACUGGGGGUCAAGCUUUUAGACAGAGUGCUGGAUAUCAUGGAAGAAGAUGAUGAGGAAGCACGAGAGGUGCGUCUUCGGGAGCAAAUGGGAGGGGACAAGUACAAGGCCUAUGCAGUGAUGGUGCGGCAGCUGAAAUUCUUCGAGGAUGUUGCCUUCGGGGACGUGAACAUCCAUUAAGCGCAUUCUGAUCUAUCGCAUUCACCAGGAUCGUGUCUUCCAGUACGCCGGAGUGAAUCCAGUAGGAAGAACCUCCUGUGUAAAACUAUGUAGAAAAAGCAAACGGUUUUGUAAAUACAGAAGCGGCAACAUUUAUACUUUGGCCCAUGUAUAUACGUUCUUGUAGAUGUUUUCAGUUGGAAGUGUGGCUAGAGAUAUUAUGGUAUUAUAUAGUUAAUAUGCAAGAGAGAAGCUGAAUGGGCUCUGCGCACCAGGCGCGACCACAGUGCUCACGUCAGCCAUUUUAGGCUCUGGUGUUAAAGAGCUGCGGUAGUUUCAGCGUCAGUGCCUUCCACAGCCACAUGCUCACUCCGUUGGUCGUCGCGUGACCAGGAGACGCUAGUUUUUACGGCUGCUUCCUUCACUCGCAGCCAGAAGAAACACUUCUCCUUGUGACAAGAGUAAAAAUGUCCCGGUAGCUUUGCACGGGUGCGGUUUAAUUUAUUUCCCCAAGGUAUUAUCAGCCUACUAUUAUAUUAUUUACCUCAGCAUUAGUCCCACGUGAAUUUGUUAGUCUGCAACUGUUUUGAAGUCAGUCUUUUGGGGCUUUUGUAUCGUUUAUGUCUGUGAACAUUUUGCCGAAUUUUACAAAGAAAUAGCCUUCAGAAUUGUGCAUAGAAAAAGGAGAAAUUGUACUUGGUCAAAAAUAUAUAUUUCUUUCAAACUAUGAAUUUUGUUCUAAGAUAUACAGUAUAUCAGAUGGAACGUUACAAAUGUUAGCAGCUGUAAGUGUUGACUGAUGUUCAUCACUGUUUACGUAACUGAGCAUUAACUUGCUUGAUAAAAUAUGCAAGUCUGUAAAUCAUGCAAGCGACUACAUCAGGCGAGUCAUUCAGUGGCAUGUGAUGGAAAGCACAUUUUGAAAUGUGGGUCACUUUGCCAUUUAGAUGAAAGAAGAUCCUGGAAUAUCCUUGUAAGUGUCUCAGAGUAGGAGUGCUGAUCUAGGAUUAGCUUGUCCAGGACCAUAUCCUUAGUCAUUCUUAACCUUAUCCAUUACGAGCUUAAAGGCAAAACUGAACCUGGAUCAGCACUCCAUGAGAUGCUUUAUGAAGAAAGGCCCUGGUAGGUUACUGAUUGUAGUGUCAGGUAAAAUGCUGUUACGAUGUCAAGAAAACAUUUAAAUUCAGUUUUCAGUUUGAGAAAGGGAAAUUAAAGUACUGAUCAGCACCCCAACUAUUUUGGACAACUUGCAAUUUUCUAAUACAUGUUAUAGCCAAUGUUCCAAUUCAUGUUAUAGCACAAAUUAAAUUGACUACUUUAGAAUACUUUAAAUGUGUAUACAUUGAUGAUUUUCCUUCCAUGUACAGAAUACUUUUUUGUAUAAACAUGAAGUAUGGAUAUA
This is a messenger RNA of Anguilla rostrata (American eel), 4050 nucleotides long. RefSeq names its product serine/threonine-protein kinase Nek4-like. Gene Ontology annotation, molecular function: protein kinase activity; ATP binding. Gene Ontology annotation, biological process: protein phosphorylation. The record is from RefSeq and is a predicted model, not a curated record. NCBI's taxonomy places the organism in Eukaryota, Metazoa, Chordata, Actinopteri, Anguilliformes, Anguillidae. The transcript is spliced from 16 exons. The coding region runs from base 324 to 2669 and encodes 781 amino acids.